AUGGCGCUCAAAGCAGGUGUGGCGACUUUGAUCUCAAUGGCGGCUGCAUUUGAUUUACCAGGCUUGGCCGAUUUUGGAAUGGCCGCCAUCCUCGAGUUCACUGAGGAGCCAAUGGCUGGAAGGAGCAAUGCGAAAGCGGGACUUCCAGUGGUGAUGAUGCAUGGCAUGGGCGACUUUGGCAACAACCCCAUGGGCAUGGUGCCUUUGCGCAAGCUCAUCGCUGAAACUGCCAAUGCCUACGUGCACAGUGUGGAGCUGUGCUCCGACCCCACGAAACUCUCAGAUUGCGACACGCAAGAUCAGUCCAACGGCUUCUUCAUGACCAUGGACGAGCAGGUUGACCAAUUUGCUCGUGUGGUACGCGCAGAUGCAAAGCUUAGCGGCGGUUUCAAUGCAGUUGGCUUUUCACAGGGCAACACUGUGAUCCGUGGCUACAUUCACAAAUACAACAAUCCACCAGUGAAGACUUUCCUGUCGAUGCAUGGUGUUAUGAUGGGCGUGAAUGGCCUUCCACAGUGUCCCAUGAGUGUGCCAGGUGUUGGACCUUUGUGCCGUGCGGUUGAUGCCAUCGUCUCGCAUGCCGGGGUCUACUCUUCCUUUGUGCAGAACCGAUUGGCGCAGGCAAACUACUACCGUGAUGCAGAAAACCUGGUGGAGUACAGGACUCAUGGGCAUUUCUUGCCCUACAUCAACAAUGAGGUGCAGGGGCACCAGAACUCUACUUACAAGCAGAACUUUCAGUCUUUGGAAAAGCUUGUGUUGGUGAUGGCCGAGGACGAUACCAUGGUGCACCCAAAGGAGAGUGAGCACUUUGGCUACUUCAAGGAUGGCUCUCGCACGGAGCUGGUGACUAUGCGUGAUGCACCUUGGUACAAAGAGGACUGGUUCGGAUUGAAGAGCCUGGACGAGGCAAAGAAGAUCGAAUUUCACUCCACUCCAGGGAAUCAUCUUCGUUUCAAGAAGGAUUUUCUGGUCGAGAUGGUGCAGCGCUACUUCGUGACCGAGUCAUCCGUGGUGGUGUGA
Molecule: messenger RNA, 1023 nt
Organism: Cladocopium goreaui
Lineage: Eukaryota; Dinophyceae; Suessiales; Symbiodiniaceae
Source: the annotation of a GenBank genome assembly